AAGCGCGAAAGUAGGAUGUGUCGUUUCAAAUGCUGUUUAAAAAAAAAGCAGCAACGCAGCACAUCACAAUAGCAAGUUAAAUAUAGAAAUGGAUUAGAGAGUCAUUGUUUUCAGUGCUGCUAAAUAAGACUGGACUCUCAAAAUGGAAUGCCACUUGACCUUUCAUGUCUCAUCAGUCCAUACUUGUAUUUAACUGAUGCAGGGAGGACACAUUUCCCCCUUGGAAGUGUCCUGUGUCGACAUGACAGUUGCUACUGCUGGGUCACACAAUGUUUAGGAGGCAUAAACCCAGCACGCCGGAACACAAGAAGGACUUUCCUGUGCAUGGAGCCACACUGCCGAGCCUCCAGAAUGACACAAGGUCUUUUUUCAACUUGUCUCAGCUUGUUCUCUCUGCUGGCCAUCUCAGACCAUCGCCUGUGUUGCGACAUUCAAAGAUCACGUACUUCGAAGUGGAAAUCCUGGAUGCCCAAAGUAAGAGGCAGAUCUGCGUGGUGGAUAAGGUCCCUCCAUCAUCCACCCUCCUUGAUGUGAAACACAAAUUUCACAAAGCAUAUCCCCAGUGGUGCCCUUCCCGUAUUGGCCUGCGACUAGAACGCAAUGGGCCCUAUUUGAAGGAUUCUGUUAGCAUUCAAAGCUUGGCAGUUUCUUCCAUUAUUACUCUGUAUUUUACCGAUCUGGGCCAGCAGGUCAGUUGGACCACAGUUUUUCUGACAGAAUACAGUGGGCCCCUAAUAAUCUACUUGCUCUUUUACAUUCGCCUUUCCAAUAUUUAUGAGGAGGAGGAAAGCAGAGAGAGCUUCCGCCACCCAGUAGUUCACUUGGCCUGCUUCUGUCAUUGUUUACACUAUAUCCGAUACCUUCUGGAGACAUUAUUUGUUCACAAGAUUUCCGGGGGGCACACUCCCCUGAAAAAUAUGCUAAAGGGCUGUGCCUUUUACUGGGGAUUCACUUCUUGGAUUGCUUACUAUAUCAAUCACCCCCAAUAUACUCCACCAUCAUUUGGCAACAGGCAAGUUAUUUUUGCUGCCCUCGCUUUUCUGAUGUGUGAAGCUGGGAAUCACUUUAUCAAUGUUGCUUUAGUUCAUCUGAAUCACUCAGGGAAUAAAGCCUCUUUCCCAAGUCCAACGUACAACCCCUUCACGUGGCUGUUCACACUGGUUUCCUGCCCCAACUACACCUACGAGAUUGGGUCUUGGAUUAGUUUUACGGUGAUGACACAAACACUACCAGUUGGAAUUUUUGCUUGCCUGAUGGCCAUCCAGAUGUCAUUUUGGGCCCAAAAGAAACACAGGAUCUACCUGAAGAAAUAUAAUUCCUACGUGAGUAGGAAAACAGCCAUGAUUCCGUUCAUCUUCUAAGCACUGCAAGCCUAUAGUCACUGUUUGAUAACUGACUGGAAGCAAAUCCGCCAUUUUAUUUAAUAACCAAAGAGGGCGUAUGCGAGAAUUGCUGGGCAUCUUUUUCAGACAAAUUAACCUCAGGGUGGGAUGUUUGGAAUGACGUGACCAGAAUCUGGCUUUGAAUUAUGUUAGAAGAUGUGAUUAAACUACAUUUUGUGCAAUGGAGCUAAUCAGCAAGACAUAGGAAAAUCCGCCUUGUGAAUGUUGGACUGGAUCUUCAGCUGAUGGAAAUAAACGUUUUCCAUUUCAAGCCAGUGGGAUGAUAAAGUUUUCCAGCUGGGGAUCUGGCCCUUUAACGUUCAAUACCAAAUGUUGAUCAGAUUCUGAGCAUGAGGGGCAAUGCCAAAGCUUUAACUGGAUUCCAAGCAGCGCACAUUGUGUAAAUCGCUGUGCCACUAGACUGAAAAAAUAACAAAAAAAGCUUUGCAGUUUUGUUUUAUUGAACCAGUCCCUUACUGCUAGCAAGUUGCUUGGUGAUGCAAAGUGACUUAAAAUCAGCACUGUGGAGAAAUCCGAUGUUUUAAUGGAUUGAGUAGGAAAGUGGAUAUCAGGAGAAUGGAAUUCGAAUUCCAAUCAUAGGAAUGUAAGAACUACCACCAUGGGUCACACCAAUGGUCCAUGUAGUCCAGCAUUCUCUUUCCAAACUGUGUCCAGUGCCCGAGCUUCAAAAACCGUGCUCAAAAACGGUGAUUAUGGCGCAAAGCGUCAUUGUUUUCCCCUCACGGCUUUUGAUAGCUAGAAGUUCAAGGUCACCCCAAGAAUGUUCCAGGUUGCCACCUAUGUGCUCUGCCGCCUUGGGAAACUCACUCAAAUCCAGAAUAAUUCAUCAUGACAAAGGGUUUUGUAAUCACACCUGAAUUGAUGGAACUUUGUACAGUGAAUUUCUACUCAGUAAGCUCACACGAGGAUCUGGAACAUCUCCGUGCCUCCAACUUUCCAUCUCAGGAGAACACAGAGCCUCUGUUUAUAAAGCACUGUGAGAUCCUUAGAUGUCACCGGUACAUACAAACCAAUUGUUACGGAAGCGGAGAGGAUCGCCAUCUGCAUUCAGUGCCUGUCUUGGUUCAAGCAUGCCGGGACAGGUACAAAUGGGCAGCACUUCAUGGAUCUCACUUGGCAAGUGCAUCUUGAGGUUGCUUUUGGAAGCCAAGCCUUGGGUUGAGUUGCUUAGUCUGUUCUUUCUUUGCUUUUUCUUUUCUUUUUUUUUCCUGAGUCUCAUUCUUCUUUUCCAAGGGAAGGUCUUUUAUUCAAAUCCCUGGAAACGCUAUGUAAAUUCAUUUGCAAAUCACUGAUUCCUUCAGUGCUGAGCAACACAAUUUUUAGAGGCAAGGUAGGAGGUCUGGCGAGAAGAGUUGCCUCAUUAGGCAUUAAUGUGCUAAACCCUACAACUUCAAUUAUUCAUUCAAUUUCUUUAGCACCUUAAUAGAUGCUUCUCACAUCCUCUUGGCAGGUUAAAUAAUAGGUCUCAAAACUGAGUCAUUAGUGCAGUACCAAGCUACAAUAGCAAAGCAGGACAAGUUUUGGUUACGAGAGGAACUGUUAUCUUACCUAGCAGCACUGUGCUCUAGUGCUCUACCAAAGUUAAUUUGUCCAAUAAAUUGGGUUCAUAUCCCUCUUGAAUGUCUAAUCUACAGGCUCGCAGGGUUUAUCCUGUUAGUAAGACAGACAAUGAGCUGUGUGUGUUGACUGUAUCUUUUAUAAGUAUUGAAGUGAAAUAGUGGCCAAGUCACACUAGCCAGGUCUACACUAAAGGGGAAGGUCAACUUAAAAUACAGAACUCCAGCUAUGUUAAUUGCGUAGCUGGAGUCGACAUAUCUUGACUCUCCAUAUACACAUUGGGGGGUCAAUGGGAGCAAAUGCUCCCGUCAGCUUCCCUUACUCUUCAUGAGGAGCAGAAGUACCAGCGCUGGCAGAGGCGUCCUCUGAAUUUGAUUUAAUGGAUCUUCACUAGACCCGCUAAAUCGAACCCUGGAAGAUCAACUUCAGCAGCGUUGAUCUUCCACAUAGUGUAGACAUGGCCAUUGUGAGUUUCAGCAACUCUGCUAGACUGGCAAGUAGAGUAAACUAUGCUGUUUGAAAAUAAAACAAUUGAGUAUGGUUAUUUGGCAAAGGUCUGAAAGAGAAGAAAGAAAGAAAGAAAGAAAGAAAGAAAGAAAGAAAG
Molecule: messenger RNA, 3564 nt
Organism: Pelodiscus sinensis (Chinese soft-shelled turtle)
Lineage: Eukaryota; Metazoa; Chordata; Testudines; Trionychidae
Gene: TECRL
Product: trans-2,3-enoyl-CoA reductase like
Biological process (GO): very long-chain fatty acid biosynthetic process
Molecular function (GO): oxidoreductase activity, acting on the CH-CH group of donors
Source: RefSeq, a predicted model, not a curated record